AUGACAGAUAUUCAUUCUUAGCAGAAAAGCGUGUAAAAAGUACGAUUUAAUUCCAAAAUAGUAAGCAUAUAUUGAUGAUCUAUUCACAAAUGACAACGAACUUGAUGAGGAUAAGGAUAUAAUUAAAUAAUACAACACUGCUAAGAAAGAAAGAAAAACUAUUGAAGCCCAUAAGCAAUUGCUAGAUAAUAGAGUGGCAUUGUUGAAACAAGAGGAGAUCAGAACUUUAAAAAAGAUAGAGGAGACUCGAAAAAAGGCUUUGGAAAUUUACUAUCUUAAAAAAAAGAAUGAAGAAAAACUGAAAAAAGUAAAUCUACUUAAAUGAAUAUUUUAGAGAGAAGAAGAAAAAGAGCAGUUGUAGAAGAAAUAGGAACAAUAACAAUAAAUUCGAAAAUAGCAAGAGAGAGAACAUAAAUUAUUAAUUGAAAAACAUCGAAGUGAUAAAGUGCAAAAAGCAUUUAUAAUAAAAUAAUAAACCAAACAUAAUGAAGUUAGGAAAAUGAGUUCUCAAAAAUAAUCCUUAACAACUCUUAAACAAAAAAAUUAAAUAAUAAGAGAAUCAAGAGAUCUGAAUAGAGUGAAGGAAAGAAUUGUGUUGGAAAAAAGAGAAGCUAUAAGAGAAUAAUUAGGAAAGAAAUUAGUAUUUGAGCAAAAAUUAAAAGAUGGAAAAUAAAAAGGUAAAUAAUAAGCAAUUAUUUUAGAGAUUGAACAAAUAGAAACAUAUGAAAUGGAUUUACUAUAAAAGUUAUAAAACACUUAGUAAAUGUAAAAAACAGCCUUUGAAGAAUUAGAAUCAGCUUUAACUAUGACUGCUAAAGAAUUUGCAGAAAAGUACCUGCAACCAAAAUAAAAGGAGUAUUUAACAAAUAAUUAUUAUUAGAGAUCAAAAUAAGGAUCUUUCAAAUUUUAACACUGACGAAGAGGGAGGCUAACAACAUUAAGAUAGGCCACAUAUUGAUGAAUCCGAUAAGGAUUAAUCAUCUAAGAUAUCAAUUGAAUAGAUAAACGAGAUAAAUGAACCAAAUCUUUAGAAUUAUAUAAAUAAAGAUGACAAUGGUGAUUAAAAUGAUAACUAAAAUCAAGAUAAAAAGGAAUCUGACUCUAGAUAAGAUGAUUAGAAUAAUCAAUAAUCUUUUCAUCAAGAAGAAGGAAAUUAAAAUUAACAGAACAAUUAAAAUGAGAUCCCUAAUGUAUUAGAUUCCCCAAAAGCUUAAGAUAAAUAAGAUGAUCAAUAAUAAGAAGAAUAAUGA
Messenger RNA from Paramecium octaurelia, 1250 nucleotides. Lineage: Eukaryota; Ciliophora; Oligohymenophorea; Peniculida; Parameciidae. The record is from the annotation of a GenBank genome assembly.